Molecule: messenger RNA, 501 nt
Organism: Symbiodinium sp. CCMP2592
Lineage: Eukaryota; Dinophyceae; Suessiales; Symbiodiniaceae
Source: the annotation of a GenBank genome assembly
AUGAAGCACGGUGAAGGAACCUACAUCCACAGCGACGGGUCCAGGUAUAGCGGCCAGUGGAAGCACGACCUGCAGAACGGCCAGGGGACGGAGGUGUGGUCAGACGGUGCGGCCUAUACAGGUCAGUACUUGAACGGCCGAAAGAACGGUCGGGGCAAGUACACCUGGCCGAAUGGGUCUUUCUUCGAGGGUGACUUCCUAGACAAUGAUAUACAUGGACAAGGCACCUACACAUGGCCCGAUGGCUGUGUCUAUGAAGGUCAAUGGAUCAAGCAGCAGAUGGAAGGCACCGGUGUGUUCAAGUACCCCGAUGGCCGCGUUUACAAAGGCUCCUAUGUGAAGAGCCAAAAGCACGGCGAGGGCACGCUCCAAUGGCCAGAUGGUCGGAAGUAUGAGGGCGACUGGGCUCAAGGAGAGAUGAAUGGCCAAGGGGUCAUGACCGAGGCGGACGGCACCCGGCGUGAGGGGACAUGGAAGCGGGGCCAUCGAGUCAAUCAAUAG